Penicillium canariense is the source of this 1623-nucleotide messenger RNA. RefSeq lists its product as uncharacterized. The transcript is spliced from 4 exons. NCBI's taxonomy places the organism in Eukaryota, Fungi, Ascomycota, Eurotiomycetes, Eurotiales, Aspergillaceae. The coding region runs from base 1 to 1623 and encodes 540 amino acids. The record is from RefSeq and is a predicted model, not a curated record.
AUGAUGAAGGCCGUUGUUGUGCUUUCGCUUUUGAGCGUCAGUACGCUGGCGCACCCGUCGGGCCUCUGGUGGGGCACCGACGAGUGCUAUCCCAGCCCGGAAAACUCCGACAAUCAGUGCUUGGAGCCGCAGCAGGAUGGCUUUGACUGGUCUGAGCUGGCCGACCCCGACAAUUGGACCUUUGAGGGCUUCAACUUCGUUGGUUUCUCCCCAAGCGAUGCCUGUGGAGAUGCAGGAGGCAAGUGUAUCCAGGCGAGGCUCUCCCGAGACGACGACUACGCGGUCAAAGUGGAAGGGACCGAUGCUCCGUUCUCCGUCACCAACUUCCGUCUCUCGACCUCUCGGGACACCCCUGUCAUUCUCAACUAUGAGAUGCCCGAUGGGACUUACUGUCAUCAGCUCGCUUCCGGCUCGCCGACUGGUGCCGACGUGGCGAACGAGCAGUGUGGUGGCGCGAGGGCCGUCGAGUUUACGCUGCCGGAAGAUAGCCAGUUUGGCGAUUGCGAUCUGAACAUUCAUGAGAUUAACUUUGACUGCUCGACUGGGACAAAGCCUCCUCCCAGUGACGUACCAUCUUCGGCACCUUCCACAUCUUCCACUCCGGAAACGCACGUGGUGCCUAGCUCGACCAGCAUGCCCGAGAAACCGACUGAGAAACCGACUGAGAAACCGACCGAAAAGCCAACCGAAAAGCCAACCGAAAAGCCAACCGAAAAGCCAACCGAAAAGCCAACCGAAAAACCGACGACCACGUCCACCACGUGGAUUGAGCAUCCCACCACGUCUGCGGUGUCGACUGAUCCAUGGACCACCUCUACAGUUUGGACCACCUCUACAGUUUGGACCACCGCAGAGAUCACGAUGACCAAGUGUGCGCCGGAGGUUACGGACUGCCCGACUCACUCGACCGUUGUGGUCACGUCGACCUAUAUUGCGUCGACCACUGUCUGGCCGCCCAGUUCGCUCAAUGUUACCCCGAGCCCCGUCAGCACGACUACUCCUGCCAGUCCCAGUCCGCCAGUUGUGACCGCUCCCUGCCCUGAUCUUGUCCCCAAAUGUCUGAACACCUGGCUUUCGAUUCCCAAGUGCGACUCCAACAGCGACGCCGCAUGCUUCUGCCCGUCUAGCGAGUUCACAGAUAAGAUGAAGACCUGCAUUCAGGCAUGGGGCAAAUCCAAGGAAGAAGUGAACUCCGGGCUCGCUUACUUUGCGGGCAUCUGUGCGCCUUACGUUCCCAAGAACCCCGAGAUUGUCGACAUCUGCGUCCCCCCGGCUGAUGCUGCCACCACUCCCAUGCCGGCCCAGACUACCCCCGCUACGCCGCCUAUGACGACUCCUUGCACGACCAUCUCCUGGGCCUCUCACACGGCGACCGUCCCGCAGGUUGGGUUUAGUACGAUCCCGGUUGGCACCACCAGCACCGUGGCCUUGGUCGUCGGCAAUCCCAAUCACCCAGAGACGGCCGGCCAUCGGACCUGCACCACGACGAUGGCGACUGCGACUGUGCCUACCACUUCCACUACGCCGACAGAGACAUGGGUUGUCUCGAAUGGUGAAUCGAGAGCAUUCUCGCCAAACUUCUGGGCCUUUGGUGCCGCCUUUUUGGUCUUUUGGCUCCACUAA